AUGUCGAUAAAGCCAUACACCGGACAAAAUUACACGGACGUUAUUGAAAAACUGAACUAUGAACGGAUGUUAUUCGAGCUUCCUGUGAUAGUGGUUAUCGGUGUCAUCAUGGCGGUGUCUGUGUUUGGGAACAGCCUGGUUGUGUACGUGUACAAGUCCAAGUACAAGAAGAGGACGUCCAGCUACUUCAUCAUGGUCUUAGCAGUCGUCGACUUGUGCAGCUCCCUGUGUAUUCCAUUUGUCGUCUUUGACUUGGCCAACCCGUACAUGCACCCGGUGCCUGUCGUCUGCAAGAUCAACCGAUUCAUGGAAGUGUUCAGCAGUACCUCGUCUGGUCUGGUUCUCGUCUGUAUCGCCUUUGACAGGUAUUUUCACGUGUGCCACCCACUUCGGGUCUAUUCGCGAAACCAGGCCCAGUCUCUGACCAUCGUCAUGGUGGCGCUGGCGGCGAGUGUGUCGUGGCCCAUGCUAUUCUUGGCUGGGAGGAAGACGGCACCAACGCCACUGCCUGGAGUGUUUGGAGACGACUGCUCCUACAGAGACGGCAUGGGCCACUCCGUCUAUAUGCUCUUGUUCCAGAGUGGACUGUUCCUGAUGUUUUCACUCACUUUUUGCAUAGCCCUUGUUUUCUACUCAAAAAUAUUUUAUGUCAUAUGUAAACGAAAAUACACGACUAUUGGAGAAAAAUGUACAAAACUAAAGGAGGAAACAUCACUUACAGAAAGUACACGAAACUCUGACAAUAAUAUUGGUCCAAACAGUUUUGUGUUUGUAGUCAAGAACACAAUUACGCCGAACAAGAACACAAACACCGCAAAGCCGAACGAACACCUGUCGAUGCAAGAACCAUCGCGACAUAGUCAUCCUGAAUCAAAUGAAUCCGAGGACAAGACGUCAGCUCUUAAUUGUUCUGUAAUGUCGGUGUCCACAAUUACAAAUGCGAGUCUGUGUGAAAGAAUGCCCGUCGUUCGAAGCUUCGAAGCUUCAGACAACAAUACCUCAGCUCUUACUAAUCACAGCUUUAAAAAAAAUUCAAAUUCUUCUGUAGUUUCGGAGCCCGCAAUUACAAAUGCCAGUCUGUGUGAAAGAAUGUCCUCCCAGAAAUCGUCAGUCACUUCUAGAAAAAAUGCCAGUCGCAUGGGCUCCCGGCAGAUCAGGACAACUCGCACGACGGUUGUGCUCGGGAUGAUCACCCUAUCCACGCUAAUAGGCUUCCUGCCCUACCUGACCGUUAGUCUGAUGAUGAACUUCAGCAGGUUCUUCCAGCCAGGGAUGUCGUCUGCGGAGGAUCUCACCUAUGAGUUCUGCAGCAAGUCAUUCUUCCUGAACGCAGCCGUAAACCCCGUCAUAUACAGCGCCCUGAAUCCCGUCUUUAGACGAGAAAGUGUGGCGCUGUUAAAGAAGUUUCCUGGCAUGUUUCUGAGGAGUAAUCACCCUAAACACCCAGCAAGGGCACAGCAAAUAAUGUGA
This is a messenger RNA of Gigantopelta aegis, 1470 nucleotides long. Its product is annotated as D(2) dopamine receptor A-like. The coding region runs from base 1 to 1470 and encodes 489 amino acids. The record is from RefSeq and is a predicted model, not a curated record. Gene Ontology annotation, cellular component: membrane. NCBI's taxonomy places the organism in Eukaryota, Metazoa, Mollusca, Gastropoda, Neomphalida, Peltospiridae. The transcript has a single exon. Gene Ontology annotation, molecular function: G protein-coupled receptor activity. Gene Ontology annotation, biological process: G protein-coupled receptor signaling pathway.